AUGUUAAAACACAUAUUCGUUGCGGCCACACUUUGGCUGUCUUUGGCCACUGCUUCUGGUGAAAGAGGAUCGCCUCUAUCAUUAUCAGUUGAGGAGACUCGCCCGCCAUUAUCGAACCAAGCGUCCCUGUCCGAGGAGUUGCAACUUGUAGUAUCGUCUUUCAUUGCAACUGAACCGGAAGAAAAAGCAUUGGCCCACCAGUUUCAAAAUCGUAUUUCGAAUUUAUCCGUCACACUGGACGCAUUAUCGUCUGCAUCUAACGUUACUGGAUCCCCCCAGAAGGCUGUUGUGGCAUGUAUCAUCUCGAGCUAUCUGUUCCCAGGGGCAGCCAUCACUCAAGAGCCAGAGUAUACUCAGGAAAGGGAGGCACACUGGUCUCAAACAUGUUGGCUUCCGGCAGCCUGUUUCAUCCGACCUAAAAACACACUAGAAGUCGCUGCCACUAUGAAGGUGAUAACCCAUCUAGGUGUGAGGUUUGCCGUUCGAGGGGGUGGACACAACGCCAACUCCGGAUUUGCGAGCGUUGGUGACAACGGAGUGCUCAUUGACAUGCAAGAUCUUAAUCGACUGGAGGUGCAGGGAGGUGCAGACGGAAAUCUCAUCACUGGGCCUGGCAACAGAUGGAGCAGAGUUUAUGAAUAUCUUAGCACUAACUACGGACGUGCAGUCGUUGGCGGGCGCACCGGUGAAGUGGGCGUGCCUGGUUUCCUGCUUGGCGGAGGCAUGUUCUUUUUCCCAAACAUGCACGGCCUAGGAGCGGAUAACGUGGUGAACUUCAAGUGUGUCCUCGCGAAUUCGACCGUGGUCAACGCAAACCAGACAAGCCACACUGAGCUCUUCAAGUCCCUCAAGGGGGGUGCGGCAAACUUUGCAAUCGUAACCGAGUUCACUCUACGUACUUAUCCGAUCCGAGAUGUCUGGUACGCGAUUGACUUCUACGCAAAUGCCGACUACAAAGCAGUGCUCAAUGCGACGAUCCAGACGCAGCUUGCGAUGGAGAAGGACCCAAGAAUAGGAUUCCAUGCAAAUGUGCAACCUGGUGGGAUACUAGUCGGCAAGGUCUAUGCAAGCGUCGAUGGCCAAGCCGUGAACCCAAGCAGUUUUGCAGCAUUCGAUGGCAUCAAGCCAAUGACUGUACUUGUUCCCCCGACAAACGGAACACUUGCCGACAUAGCAAGCUCGUUGGGUCCAAUCGUUGCUGUGAGGAGAGAGCCACAUGUUGUCAGCUACGAAUUAUCUUUGGACUUGUAUACCGAUGUGUACGAAAGAUACAGAAGUAUACUGAACAGCUCAAGCGCACCAUCUGCGAACCUGUCUUACACAAUCCAACCGAUGGGCUCCGCUGCUGUUGCGGCCGGGAAGAUGCAGGGUGGUAACAUUAUGGGGAUUCCCCAAGUGCCUCAAAGCUGGCACGCCUCGCUUGUGGAGUGGUCAUCUCUUGACGAUGAUCAGGCCGCACAUGAUAUGCUCCAAACUUACGGAGCCGAUGUCAAAUCUCUUGCGGAAGCGAGGAACGUAUAUCUGCCAUACCAGUUCAUGAACGAUGCCUCGUACACUCAAAAUCCACUCGAGACCUAUACAGCUGAAAAUUUGGCUAUUAUGCAGGACGUUAGCUCGGCAUACGACCCUGCGGGAAUUUUCCAGAGGUUACAGAAUGGCGGGUUUCUUCUAAGGAAUGUUAGAAGACGAACCCCGGCGAGGUCCGUACACCACAAACGGUUCUUGCAUCAUAAGAGGCAUUAG
Aaosphaeria arxii CBS 175.79 is the source of this 1743-nucleotide messenger RNA. RefSeq names its product FAD-binding domain-containing protein. Gene Ontology annotation, molecular function: FAD binding. The coding region runs from base 1 to 1743 and encodes 580 amino acids. The transcript has 7 exons. NCBI's taxonomy places the organism in Eukaryota, Fungi, Ascomycota, Dothideomycetes, Pleosporales. The record is from RefSeq and is a predicted model, not a curated record.